Messenger RNA from Chrysochloris asiatica (Cape golden mole), 544 nucleotides. It is a transcript of the gene IL26, whose product is annotated as interleukin 26. Bases 26 to 544 code for a protein of 172 amino acids. Lineage: Eukaryota; Metazoa; Chordata; Mammalia; Afrosoricida; Chrysochloridae. The record is from RefSeq and is a predicted model, not a curated record. The transcript has 5 exons.
GGAGCCCAGAGUAGGGCUGAGGGAAAUGUGGGUGAAUUGCAUUUUGAGGUCUGGGUUGCUGCUUGUCACCCUGUCUCUUGCCACUGCCAAGCACAAGCAAACUUCCUUCACCAAAAGUUGCUGCUCAAAGGGAACUCUGACCCACGCUGUGGACAGUCUCUUUAUCAAGACAGCAUGGCUCAAAGCAACCAUUCCAGAAGAUCACAUAAAAAAUAUAAGACUAUUAAAAAAGAAAACAAAAAAGCUCUUCAUGAAAAAUUGCAGAUUUCAAGAACAGAUUCUGUCCUUCUUCAUGGAAGAUGUUUUUGGCCACCUCCAAUUAAAGAGUUGCAAGGAAAUACACUUUGUGCAAGACUUCCACAGUCUUAGGCAGAAGUUGAGUCAUUGUAUUUCCUGUCCUUCAUCUACUAGAGAGAUGAAAUCCAUUGCCAGAAUAAAAAGAAUAUAUUAUGGGAUAGGAAGUAAAGGAAUCUACAAAGCCAUCAGUGAACUGGAUAUCCUUCUUUCCUGGAUUAAAAACUUCCUGGAAAGCAUUAUAUUUUGA